AUGACGAUGCAGCGAACUGCAGAGGCGGCACACCAAGCAACCCAGCGGCGCAUCUCGCAGAUGCUCCAGCAGGCAUAUGCGGACUUGAAACCGGGAACCAUGUUCAAGAGCAAGGAUGCAACAAUCCCACGAGCAGACCCAAGGACAGCAGCGCUGACGUGGUGGGCACAACUCCGACAGCAGGGACUUGACGUGCGCAUUGUCGCGUAUCCCAUGGGUCUGCACGAGCUGUGCACCAUACUUGCGCAUCACGAUGGUGUGGUAGACAUCAAGUGUCUCCCACAAGCAGACGUCGUCCUUGCUCGGUGA
This is a messenger RNA of Salpingoeca rosetta, 309 nucleotides long. RefSeq lists its product as uncharacterized. The coding region runs from base 1 to 309 and encodes 102 amino acids. The record is from RefSeq and is a predicted model, not a curated record. The transcript has 2 exons. NCBI's taxonomy places the organism in Eukaryota, Choanoflagellata, Craspedida, Salpingoecidae.